Hirsutella rhossiliensis is the source of this 942-nucleotide messenger RNA. Its product is annotated as ribosomal RNA-processing protein 7 (RRP7) domain-containing protein. Lineage: Eukaryota; Fungi; Ascomycota; Sordariomycetes; Hypocreales; Ophiocordycipitaceae. Gene Ontology annotation, cellular component: UTP-C complex; CURI complex. Bases 1 to 942 code for a protein of 313 amino acids. Gene Ontology annotation, biological process: rRNA processing; ribosomal small subunit assembly. The record is from RefSeq and is a predicted model, not a curated record. The transcript has a single exon.
AUGGCUCCUCUCGAGCUGGUCGGCGAUCGAUUCGCAAUUCUCCCGAUCCGCAUGCCGGAAGUCCCCUCCUACCCCAAAUCAGCCAUCCACGAAAUCCGGGUCCGACGAAACGCGCCCCAAACUCCCACAGAACACGAUGACCGCAGCCUCUUCUUGAAGAAUAUCCCCACGGACAGCACCGAACCACACAUUAGGGCCGUCUUCACUAGCCUCGUCGGUGCAGGGCGCUUCGAGGGCAUCGUUUUCGAUGACGAGACAGCAGCCGCGCUCCCCAUUGACCCUGCGCACGCUACCAAAGUAGCAGGCUUCGCACGAAAACGCAAGAGAACCGACGUGGACGCCGAGGACCGAGAACGUCAAAUCGAGGCCGCGCAAUUACCGCAAAUAUGGACUCGCCGACUAUACACCAGCAGCGGAACGGCAGUCGUCUUGUUUGCCGACGAGAAGAGCGUCCAACUCGUGCUCAAGGCCAUUGCCAAGCUUCAAAAGACGAACAAGUACCCUGUCUGGGGCGAAGGUCUCGCCGAUCAUGUGCCUCCCUUGGGUGCGCCGUGGAUAUCAUCACACUUGCAGCUCUGCCGAGGCGACAAGGCCGAUACGCAGAGCGCCGUACACGCCUUCUUCAACGUCUUCAAUAACAAGGAAAAGGAGGCUGUAGAAAUGGCCCGGAGGCUGCGCAACGAACCGGACGACGAUGGCUUCGUCACCGUCACGCGCGGCGGCAGAGCUACUCCGGCAAGUCGCGCCGAGGCCGAGGAAGCGAAGCAGAGGAUGGUGGAUAGGCAGGCAAAGAAGAAGUCUGAGCUCAAGGACUUUUAUCGCUUCCAGCUCCGCGAGAGGCGGAAACUGGAGCAGGCCGCUCUCCUGAGACGCUUCGAAGCAGACAAGCGGAAGGUUGAGGUCAUGCGAGAGAAGAGGGGCAAGUUCAAACCUGAAAGAUGA